AUGGGGUUCUCCGACCGUCUCCUAGACCCGCUUUUGAAGCGCGGCGUGGGCGUCGCCGCCGACCUCCUCGACAAACACUUCGUCAAGGCUGUCGAGAAGCGCGAGGCGUCCGGCGACAGCGACGAUAACAUCGAGGGCCGAGUUCUCGCCAUCGUCACCCUCACUGCCUUCGUAUUCUUCGUCUUCUAUGGCUUGGUUCAAUACACUCUUCGCCAUGUCGUCACCACCCUCGCCCUGAUCGAGACUCCCGCCACGGCUGUCCAGAUCUCUGCUGCUCACCCUGAUGAGGAAUCCAACGUGAAGCUCGAUGAUAAGGGGGCUGAGGCCCAGGCCUUCCUCGGAGGCUCUCUGCCUAAGCUCACCGUCGUCAACACCAAGCCCAUCACCUCGAAGAUCCGCACCACCAUCAAGCACAUUACGUCGCAGACCGGAUGGACUGCGCGCUGGCGUGGCAUGGGCUAUGGUUUCAUCUACUCCGUGGCCUUCUCCUUGUUGGCGAAUUCCCUUGCCGCCAUCACCCCUGACCUUCCCGGCGUGAGCAUCGUCACUGUUCUUCUCGCAACCGUCAUCAUGGCUCCGAUUCAUAUGGUCUGGACGCACGCUACCAUUGGUCUUGGCGUAAAUUCAUGGAGAGCCCGUUGGACCCCUGCCAAGGGCUUGGAUUGCUACAAGAACCUCGCCAUCCCCGCCCUCGUCUAUGAGGGUGUUCAGAUCUUGGUCGCUUACAUGGCCGUCUGCAUGGUUAUGCUCGUCCCUCCGACUGUGCUGAAUGGCGCUGAGGCAACUCCCUCCCAAAAGGCUUGGGCUGUUGUCCGCCUCGUCGGUGGUGUGCUGCUUCUUGCUGCUGCGGGCAUCUUCGUCAUUCUUCCUGCUCACACUCAGCUCGUUCGUGUCGAGGCGUCGAUGCUCUCUGACGAUGAGGAGACGAUUGUUCCAUUCGACCGUACCUUUGGCGGCAAGGUCGUCCCUAAGGUGCUCGGCGGAUCUGGCGCCAUCGGUUUCAUGGACGCGUGGCGUUCGUUCAACCGCGAGGCCCGCGUGCGUGUCAUCAAGCUCUACCUGAAGAUCUUCGUCAUUAGCGUGGCCCUUUUCCUUCUUUUCGUGCACGUCAUUGGCUUGGAGAUCCACCUCCUUAGCAAGCACUCCGUCGGUGAGGUCGUUAAAUCUGUUAGGGAGCGCGCCCUCUAA
Molecule: messenger RNA, 1188 nt
Organism: Lasiodiplodia theobromae
Lineage: Eukaryota; Fungi; Ascomycota; Dothideomycetes; Botryosphaeriales; Botryosphaeriaceae
Product: Ubiquitin carrier protein
Exons: 2
Coding region: 1-1188 (395 amino acids)
Source: RefSeq, a predicted model, not a curated record